AUGCCGUCCAUUCCAACCAGCCUCAACACCACGGAUCCGAUCGCCACCGCCUCUUCCAGCUGGUGGGUGGGGGGCCCAAGGGGAACCCGGCCCUGGACCGGCCAUGUGGCAUUGCAAGGUCGGCGUCGGUAUUACCGUGUCGGCCACCCUGCCCUUUCUAAUGUAAGGUUUCAUCACCAGGACAAUUCAGCCCAACCAGACACGCAGUAUCUGCACCGAUCUCACCGACGAUUGGAGCUCUCUCCACACGUCAUUUCCCCUUCAAUUGUGCACACCUUCGGCGCAAUUGGGCAAGGCGUCAUACACGGGGAGGCCCUCGACGCCGUAGGCCUCGGGAGGCUUCCUGCUGCCUUCCGUGCAGAGGGUGACCGUCCCCGGAGGCCCGGAUCGAUCCCAGGGUCAGGGGACCGAGGUGUUAAAAUUAGCAAUCAAAACAACAAUGGGGGAGGGCUAACCCUGCGGGCCCGGGGCGUCCCACUCUGUGAACCCUUCGAUUCGGCCUUCUGGAAGGCUUUGACGCAUCCAUUCCCGCCCCGCCGAGGCUUAACCCGGCGGACACUUAGAAUGAUCCACACACUCCUGCGUCUUGCACCAAGGAUCCCUCUGACUCCGGGGGCAUGCAGCUGGCAGAGGAGGAGGACUGGCGACGUGGUACUGGCGGUGACCACACGCACUCGGCCUCGCCUCAUGUUGCAACUCCAGGCUGAAUGUUGCAGGGAGGAUGCCAGUUGCCGGAUUCAAUUGGGUCAAAUAGCGACGAACCAUGUCAGGACUACCUAUGCCUUUGUGACGAGGCCGGCAACUCUAGCAUCGCGAUUGCUGUGCUUUGCCACAGCAUCUUUGUCCGUCUGA
Messenger RNA from Diaporthe batatas, 852 nucleotides. RefSeq lists its product as uncharacterized. Lineage: Eukaryota; Fungi; Ascomycota; Sordariomycetes; Diaporthales; Diaporthaceae. The transcript has 7 exons. Bases 1 to 852 code for a protein of 283 amino acids. The record is from RefSeq and is a predicted model, not a curated record.